CUGCUAUGUGUCCUGAACACUGAUUAAUAGCAGAUCACAAUGGACUGUUGUGGUGUCAUUGGUGAUGUUUUGUUGUGAGUGGGUAUAUCCCUUCACUUGUUUAGAUGCAAGUGUAGCUUGCAUGAGAGCUGUGACAUCCAUCACUGCUCAGGUCAAAGCUGCCUGAGAUGUUGUAAGGAAAGAUGAGAGGCUGUCCCACCUCUAUGUCUGUGAUACAGAAUAAGAAAAUGCCACAUUAAACUCUGAAAUCUUCAGAUCUAGAUGUAACAUUGAGUAUUUUCUCAUGUAGUAGUAAAGAUUAAGCCUGGUUUUGGUAGGAAUGUGUUAAUGUGCAGCUCAUCUGAAACUAACCUUCCAGUUUGAUACAUUUCUCAGAUAUCCUUCCUUUUCCCAAAUAAGAGAGUAGCUGAAAUUUUAGUUCUAAAGUUCUAAAAAAAACUUUUAACCCUGUGUGCAACAGUACCUAACUUGCAAAAAAGUCAUUUAAGAUGGAGCAGAGAAGCUGAAGUGAGGAUCCAUGCUCUCUGAACAUGGAGGUUUUGUAUCUCAGAUGAUAUAAUUAAACUGAACAAGAAAGAAGAGAGAAAGCAAUAUUCUCCCAAAAUGAAAAGAGAGCUUCAGCAGAAUCAAACUCGACAGUUCAGGGCACCAGGCUCUAAGUGGGGAAUCCAACAGCAGAAAGGUUAUGGUAUAAAUCGUUUGGGAUGCAGAAAGAAGAUAGCAGGGAAGAAGCGUUCUUACGGUGUUGUAACUGGCUUGGCAGCCAAGAAAGCAAUGAGUUCACGCAAAGGAAUUAGUCCUCUGAACAGACAGCCACUUAGUGAGAAGAAUGCACAGCGGUAUUAUCCAGUUCUGAAAAAGAAAACAAACCUGCGGAGACAAUCUGAAAUGCAGAGAAAACAAGCUCCAGCCCUGAGGAGGCAUGCCCUGCUAAACAGAAGGAAUAAUGCGUUGUCAGCUUUUGCCAGAAUUGGAAACAAACUAAAUCAGCAGAAAGAGACUCGUCAAGCAACUUUCCUGUUUAGAAGGGGCCUGAAGGUACAAACCCAAGUGCAGUCAACAGGUGAUCUUGAUAAUCAGACAGUAAAGAGGACUCGUCAAUGGCGAACUUCGACCACAACUGGAGGGAUUCUGACUGUGUCUAUUGACAACCCAGGAGCUAUCAUAACCCCAAUUUCCUCAAAAUUACGAUUAACUCGUACUCCUGUGCCGCCAUUUCUGAUGAAGAGGGACCAAUCUGAAGAGAAGAAGAUUCCCAAAGGGGUUCCAUUGCAGUUUGAUAUUAAUAGUGUUGGAAAGCAGACAGGGAUGACAUUGAAUGAACGUUUUGGAAUCCUGAAGGAACAGAGAACAGCACUGUCUCAGAACAAAGGGAGCCGUUUUGUAACAGUGGGCUAACGUGUCAGAUGGACUUGAGCACUGAUCCCACCUACCUAAGAAACAGAUAAAAGUGGGCAGAAGAAUACAGCACACAUCACUGAAAUUCUCUGGACAUCAUGCUGAGAUGGUGGCAAGAGCUUUCUCUCUUUAUUACUUUGAAUAGUAAAAGACAUACUGUCCUGCGAGGGGGGAAAGUGGGGAAACUGAUCUGCUGGAGUGGCACCAUCACCUGGCUGGAAAGAUUCUGUGGCCCAGCUGAUAACAAACACUGAUUUUGGUUCUUGUAACCAAAAUAUGCAAAUCUUAAAAGCUUUUUGGUUUUUUUGUUUGUUUGUUUUUUGGGGUUGUGGGGUUUUUUGUUAUUGUUGUUUUUGUUUGGAUUUUCUUUUUGGUUUUAUUUUUUAUUUAGGAGUGCUCAGUAUCUAUUCUUUGACCCCUCUGUCACAAGAAAGAUUGUAUAUUUCAUUACAAACCCCAUUUUAGGGUUUUUAAGGACUGCUUAUAAACUUCCCUGUGGGCUAAAGUUUGGCACAGAGCCUCAGUCUAUGAAUACUUUGGUAGUGAUGUAGUGGCAUUUUUUGAUGGGAGCAUUGGUUGGAUUUCUUUGUGUUUGUGAAGUUCAGUUUUUUCCUUUCUUGAAAGCUACAUGUUUUGCAUCUUCACUUUCACAAAUAAAGGUGUUAGUUGAGAUAUCCAAAAUAUGAAAUUGGGAUGGAGACUAUUCUACUCUUAUCCUUAAAAGUGGUCCAGGUUGCAGUGGAGGAAUACUGCACAGGCAGUGUGAGAGUAAUUUAUAUUACAAAUAGCUCAAUCUCAUUAUCCUCCUCUGUAAAUGGAGCAUGUCUGUCUCCUAUUUUUUCUUAAACUUUAGCUGUUUCUUUAUGUAAGCUUUUUCACAAGUUUAAUGCAAUAACUUUGGAAUUUUGAAUAAUUCCAUAGGAAUAAAUGCAACUGUGCACCAGAAAGCCAUUGGUAUGGCAGAAUUCCUCAUCCUCCCCAGACACAGGAUUCUCAUUUUGCAUUCCUUGCCCCAGAGGGUUUUCUCUGGCUCUUGGAAAUAGCCAGAGGCAAGCAAUUUAAUGGCACUUGUUUGUGUAUACCAAAGAGAGGAAAGAUGCAAAGCUGAUCUGAAGUGGUCAGACUAUCUUAAAAUUGUCUGGUACUGGGGAAUGUUGCUGGGAGAAAGCCUUCAGUUUGCCAGCACAUGCAAGGCAUUAAGCCAGGAGCAUGUAGUUGUUGCUUUAGCUUUGUGCAUCAUGAUCUGCAGGAUGGUAACAACUGGGGCAUCCUCAAUCUGAAUUUUUAUGAUCCAUAAAACUGAGGCACCUGUUCAGAAUUGCUUCCAGUUCAGGAACUUAGCAGUGUUCUAUAGCAAUGAGAUUUAGGUACAGUUAGGCAAAAGAACAACUGGCUUGCUGCAUCCAGAAAUGUUUGGUGUUUGAAGUGGGUUUAAUUCCUUUUAUUGUUCUUCAGGAACUUAUAUUUGCCUUCUUAGAGUUGGUUUCCAUGCAUUUUUGUCUCAAAUUCAAGUUAACUGGCAUUUACCAGGAACUUCAAUGUUGAAGAAUAUUUGACAUUAGAAGGGCUUUUGUAUAGCAGUUUUAAAGUCAAGAGUGCAUCCUGAUACUAUAGAGUAAAUACUUAUUUUUAAUGUUGAAAAAUAUACCUUAGCAGAAACAAACUAAUCAUAGUGGCAUUAAGGGUUGGUUGUUGGUUUGUUUUUUUUCUCUUAAUUACUAGUAGGAAAUUGGAGGUUUUGGAAAAUAUGUCCCACUUAGAAUUGGAGUAGAUAAAGUGUUGUCAGUCACCCUGUUUCAGUGUAUACAUUCUUUGACGUGCCAGGAUGCAAUGAAAAUAACAUUCUUUUGCAUCAACAUAGAUGCAAAACACUGAUGCAAUGCAUCAAAAAAUGCUAGUUUGUAUUUAAUGAGAAGAUGCGUUACACUAUACCUUUUGGUAUUUUUCAGAGAAGUUAUUACAUUGGAUCUAUUCUGAAGCUGUUAAUUUUUUUCUUUUUUUUUUUAAUAAAAAGUUACAGGUUUCAUA
Molecule: messenger RNA, 3426 nt
Organism: Melopsittacus undulatus (budgerigar)
Lineage: Eukaryota; Metazoa; Chordata; Aves; Psittaciformes; Psittaculidae
Gene: FYTTD1
Product: forty-two-three domain containing 1
Exons: 9
Coding region: 604-1398 (264 amino acids)
Biological process (GO): mRNA export from nucleus
Cellular component (GO): nuclear speck
Molecular function (GO): mRNA binding
Source: RefSeq, a predicted model, not a curated record